ACCCCCGACUCCACCUCUCCAGCCACUCCGCGAUUCUGGGCUCUCUUUCUCGGCUUCUCUUUCCCUUCCUAGCUUGGAUUUUCCCCAUUUGCGCAAUCCGGGGUGAACUGAGUGAACGGAGUCUGGGAACGGCAUUCCUGGGAAAACGGUUUUGAUUUCAUUUGCGAAGAUCAGGAUCCGUGAUCCUUCCCGGCUGCCGGCUCCACAGCCUCCUUCUUCCCCCAGAAUACAACCGCAGCUCGGGGCCCAGUCCUACCAACACCCCUCAGGUCCCCACCUCCCUUCCUCCGCAUCCCUGACUCCCCCGGAGGAGAACAGAAAGCGGGAGGAGACGAUGAUAGACCCCGCGGAACCGACACCCUGCGCUGCAAAGAUGUGAAAACAAAAUAAGUUAAUCUUAACAGCAAUGCUUCUGAACCAGUGUACCUUAUUUAUUGGAUUACUAUUAUUCCUGCCCUGGGAGUCCAUCUGCCUUGUAUCUUCAUACACCAUGAUGGAAAUGUCAUUGUACAAUUGCACUUUGAUGAUUACAUCUCGUAAUUUUCAGCACAUUUCAUCUUGGAAAUUAAACAGACGUCCUACUAUACCAAUUCGCUAUACUGUGACUUACACAACUAUGAGUACUAAUGACGAAUGGAAGACCUUUGAAAGUUGCACAAAUAUCACAAAAUUAUCAUGUAACAUGACAGAUAUUGAAGAAACCAAUGAAACCUACCUUGUCAAUGUAAUAGGCUUCAAUGGAACAGAAAAAUUAGUUGAAUGUGAUCACAGUUUCAUUCCCAUAAUGACAAUUUUAGAUCCACCAGAAGUUAGUAUUUUUGGUUUUAAGGAUACAAUUAAUGUUACCGUGCAUUACCCAGCAUCCUUAUCUAAGAUAAAGAAUAAAGAAAAAGAAUUUUAUUCAUCAGAAGUCAUUAUUAAAGUGCAAUCACAUGAUGCUUUACCCCAGAAUCUAGAAGUUGAUAUGGAUGGCAGAGAAAGUGUAACUACCAUAAUUGACUCUCUGAUUCCAAAUUCAAAUUACUGUAUAUCUGCUUACUGGAAUAAUCAGCUUUCUGAGAAUGAUGUAAUACAAUCUCCCUUAAAAUGUAUCAUGCUUUCUCCUAGCCAAGAAUCAGGUUCAGAAAAAAACAUUAUAAUACAAUUCAUACUUGCUACAUGUUUAGUCAUCAUCUUACUAAUAAUCUUUGUGAUGUUCCUGAAAAAAACAGGAUAUAUAUGCAGAAAAAAACCAGAUUCUCUCAAAGUGUUGGAUUUCCCAGCUGUCAUACCUGGCCCACUUCAGCUGUCUUAUGUGGAAGUCACAAGGGCAAACAUCAUUUACAAGACCAAGAAGAAAAAAAUGUGUGAUGACAGUGAUGACAAAAGUGAUAGUGACUGUGAAUCAACUCCUUAAAUAGAAAAUAACUACACCAUGAUGGCUUUAACCUGUAGAUCUCUAAGUCAGGACUCCAAUUUCACCUGUAAAGAAUAUAAUUCCACUGAUUCAUACCCAAAGGAACCUGACCCAGAGGUUGACCCUCUUCCAGCUGACACAGAUAGUGCUAUAUCAUGUCAAUUAAAGACUGGGUCAGAUGAAAGUAGAGUGUGCCAUAUCUGGAGACACCAUUCUGAAGAUAGCAACUUUUCUUCUAAGUCAGAAGAUUGUUUUAAUUUUAAUGUGAAUUUAACACUGUAUUUGUGGGAAAUCCCUGGAGAUGAUGAAGCAUCAGAAGAAGAUGCUGCUCAGAUAUUGCCUGUGCAAGAAGAUAAAAUCAACUUAGUGGAUUCCGAUGGCAUUGAAUUAAAACAUAUAACUCAUGCUACAGCACUUUUCCAUGUCCCCUCCAAAGAAUACCUCUGGUCUGAAAAUGCUUCCUCUGAUGAAAGUGUUACUUCAGAGUCAGAUGUGAACCUAGGGGAUGGUUAUAUAAGAAGAUGAAUCCUGAUAAGUUAAAACUUACAGACAUUAAGAAAUAUAGGAUUCUGGGCAGCUAGGUGGUGCAGUAAAUAAAGCACCGGUUCUGGAUUCAAGAGUACCUGAGUUCAAAUCUAGCCUCAGACACUUGACACAAACUAGCUGUGUGACCCUAGGCAAGUCA
This is a messenger RNA of Dromiciops gliroides (monito del monte), 2081 nucleotides long. RefSeq names its product interferon alpha and beta receptor subunit 2 (gene IFNAR2). Lineage: Eukaryota; Metazoa; Chordata; Mammalia; Microbiotheria; Microbiotheriidae. The record is from RefSeq and is a predicted model, not a curated record. Gene Ontology annotation, molecular function: interleukin-22 receptor activity; protein binding.